Fusarium coffeatum is the source of this 783-nucleotide messenger RNA. RefSeq lists its product as uncharacterized. Gene Ontology annotation, biological process: intracellular manganese ion homeostasis. Bases 1 to 783 code for a protein of 260 amino acids. The record is from RefSeq and is a predicted model, not a curated record. Gene Ontology annotation, molecular function: iron ion transmembrane transporter activity; manganese ion transmembrane transporter activity. The transcript has a single exon. NCBI's taxonomy places the organism in Eukaryota, Fungi, Ascomycota, Sordariomycetes, Hypocreales, Nectriaceae. Gene Ontology annotation, cellular component: fungal-type vacuole membrane.
AUGGGGUCGUUCAAAAGCCCAGCAUCGAAACGCUUCCUCUCCGACUUCACUCUCGGAUUCUCAGAUGGCCUCACUGUACCAUUUGCCCUCACAGCAGGGCUCAGUUCAUUGGGCAAAACGGAUACUGUCAUAACUGGUGGACUGGCAGAGUUAUGUGCUGGUAGCAUCAGUAUGGGAAUUGGAGGGUACCUUGCUGCUCGGGAUGAGUCCGUUUCUUCACGGCCAGACCUCCCAGAUGAGGAGGCUUCAACGGGUCUUGGCGAUGAUGCUGCCAGUCGUGAGACAGAUCACAUGGUCGGGGAACCUGAGAAGAGCCAAACGAAGUUGGAAGAUCUCGUGCGCCGUCACCUAGAACCCUUGGAGCUUCCCCCGUCGACAGUCGUUACAAUUCUGGAAGCCAUACAACAAAACCCAACAGAUCCCCAACGGACGAUAUUACGCCUCGAAACCUUUAACAACGACAUCCCAUACUCUGUGCAAAAUUGUUCAACCUCCCCAAUUACGUCUGGUCUCUCAAUAUCACUUGGCUACGCAGUUGGAGGGAUUAUACCCCUUCUACCUUACUUCUUCACCAAUACUGUCGGAUCUGGACUACAAAUAAGUGCCGUUCUAUGUCUCAUGGUACUGUUUACCUUUGGGGCCGGAAAGAAAUGGAUGUUGAGCUCGGAUGAGGAGAGGAUGAGAAGUUGUAUCGUGGAAGGGUUGCAAAUGCUGAUUCUGGGUGCUUUAGCUGCUGGCACGGCAGUUUUAUGCGUUUCCGGGUUGGGAAAAAAGGAUGAUUAA